GCUGACCGUGACGUCACGCGUAUUGUCCGAGGCUGAUCAGCUGAUCACACUGAGAGGAGACAACCGCGGAUUAGAAACACACAGGGACGCUUUAAUUCACCGUAUAUUACUGUCUUGUGUUCUCUGGUGGUGGUGUGAGCGCUAGCAUUGCAUCAUGGGGGAGCUAUUCCGCAGCGAGGAGAUGACUCUGGCCCAGCUCUUCUUGCAGUCCGAGUCAGCCUACUGCUGUGUCAGCGAGCUCGGGGAGAUCGGCAUGGUGCAGUUCAGAGACCUGAACCCCGAUGUGAACGUCUUCCAGAGGAAGUUUGUUAAUGAAGUGCGUCGUUGUGAAGAGAUGGACCGCAAACUGAGGUUUGUUGAAAAGGAGAUAAAGAAGGCCAAUAUACCCAUUGUGGACACAGGAGAGAACCCAGAGGUCCCUUUCCCUCGAGACAUGAUCGACUUGGAGGCCGCGUUUGAGAAGCUGGAGAUCGAGAUGAAGGAGAUCAACACUAACCAGGAAGCCCUGAAGGUUAACUUUCUGGAACUGACCGAGCUCAAACACAUCCUCAGGCGCACACAGCAGUUCUUUGAUGAGAUGGAGGACCCUGCUCUACUGGAGGAAUCGUCCAUUCUGUUGGACCCGACCGAGGUUGUCCGUGCUCCUCUCAGGCUCGGCUUUGUGGCAGGCGUGAUUGGCCGAGAGAGGAUUCCCACCUUUGAGAGGAUGUUGUGGAGAGUCUGUAGAGGCAACGUGUUCCUGCGCCAAGCGGGCAUAGAGGACCCCCUGGAGGACCCCACUACAGGUGACCAGGUGCACAAGUCGGUGUUCAUCAUCUUCUUCCAGGGAGAUCAGCUGAAGAAUAGGGUGAAGAAGAUCUGUGAAGGGUUUCGGGCUACACUGUACCCCUGCCCUGAGACUCCACAAGAGAGAAAGGAAAUGGCAGCAGGAGUCAACACCCGUAUUGAUGACCUCCAGAUGGUGCUGAAUCAGACAGAGGAUCACCGACAGCGCGUGCUACAGGCCGCUGCUAAGACCCUGCGUGUGUGGUUUAUUAAAGUGAGGAAGAUGAAGGCCAUCUACCACACGCUCAAUCUCUGCAACAUUGAUGUCACCCAGAAGUGUCUGAUCGCUGAAAUCUGGUGUCCCUUGUCUGACCUGGACUCCAUUCAGCUCGCUCUGCGGCGAGGCACCGAGAAAAGUGGUUCCACCGUUCCUUCCAUCCUGAACAGGAUGCAGACCAAACAGACUCCACCCACCUACAACAAGACCAACAAGUUUACCUCUGGCUUCCAGAAUAUCGUGGACGCAUACGGUAUUGGCAGCUACCGAGAGAUGAACCCAGCACCCUACACUAUCAUCACCUUCCCCUUCCUGUUUGCCGUCAUGUUCGGGGAUCUGGGCCACGGCUUACUGAUGACCUGCGCCGCUGUGUAUCUGGUUCUGCGAGAGAGUCGGCUCAGCGCUCAGAAAAACGACAACGAGAUUUUCAGCAUGGUGUUUGCUGGGCGUUACCUUAUUCUCCUGAUGGGGCUUUUCUCCAUGUACACCGGGAUCAUCUAUAACGACUGCUUUUCCAAGUCGCUCAACGUCUUCGGCUCCAGCUGGAGCGUGCGGCCCAUGUUCGAAAAAGGAAAAGGCAACUGGACCUUUGAGACUCUGGAGGAGAACAGGCUGCUGCAGUUGGACCCCGUGGUGCCAGGAGUGUUUGGAGGACCCUACCCCAUCGGCAUUGACCCGAUCUGGAACAUGGCCACCAACAAGCUGACCUUCCUCAACUCCUAUAAGAUGAAGAUGUCCGUAAUCCUGGGAGUUACUCACAUGCUCUUCGGAGUCACUCUCAGCCUCUUUAACCACAUCUACUUUAAGAAGCCUCUGAACAUCUGGCUGGGCUUCAUACCCGAGAUCGUGUUCAUGAGCAGCCUGUUCGGUUACCUGGUGCUGCUCGUCUUCUACAAGUGGACCGCAUACGACGCUGCAACCUCCAAGGAAGCUCCCAGCCUCCUCAUAGCCUUCAUCAACAUGUUCCUCUUCAACUAUACUGACCCUACUAUCAAACCGCUGUACAGAGGACAGGUGGUGAUCCAGUGCCUGUUGGUGGUCAUCGCUCUUUUAUGCGUGCCCUGUAUGCUUAUAGUAAAGACGCUGGUUCUGCGCAGGCAGUAUCUGUGGAGGAAGCACCUCGGCACUCAGAACUUUGGGGGGAUCCGGGUGGGCAACGGCCCUACAGACGAUGAAGCCGAGAUCAUCCAGCAUGAUCACCUCUCCCAGAACUUAGAGGAAGAGCCAGAGCAGUCAGAAGAGGAAGUGUUUGAUUUUGCAGAUGUAGCAGUGAAUCAGGCCAUUCACACUAUAGAGUACUGCUUAGGCUGCGUCUCGAACACGGCCUCCUACUUACGCCUGUGGGCCCUGAGCCUAGCCCACGCACAGCUGUCAGAGGUGCUGUGGUCCAUGGUGAUGCACAUCGGACUCGCCUCUAGAAAUUUUGCCGGCUCCUUUGCCCUACUUGCCAUUUUUGCUGUCUUCGCCACACUGACAGUGUGUAUCCUACUGAUAAUGGAGGGUCUGUCUGCCUUCCUACACGCCCUCAGAUUACACUGGGUGGAGUUUCAGAAUAAGUUCUACUCCGGACAGGGCUUCAAGUUCAUGCCCUUUACCUUCGACAGCAUCCUGGAGGGAAAGUUUGAAGACUGAACAGCCUCCACCUUCUCAGCUUUAACUCCACCAUCACCCCCUAGCCCCACCCCAAAUCCACCACUAUAAGCACCAGUCAGAGUAGCAGUAAUGAGAGUAAGAGUCAUGAAAUACAAGCUCCAUCAUUUAAACAUAUAUCAGGUGGAAAAAUAAUCGUGGGCACUUCAUUAUCGUGUAUAACAUUAAUUCUGCUCUCUUAUUUAAAUUCCAUAAUUUAUGAUUUGUUUGUAUGAUGUGGCACAUCUACAUAAAUAAGCUAAUUUUGUUUGUUCAAGAAGAAUUGAAUAUUUAAAUACAGCGUAUAAAGCGGUCGUGUUUGUCGUGUAUGCAGUACAUUGAGCUGAAUAUUACGUGUGGAUUUCUGGCCUCCGUCCGACCUCACUACCACGUUUCUCUCUAGUUAUUGUUGUGUUUAUUGUAACAGACAGUUCUGAACUAGUCACGCCUCCUCCUUUUCCUCUUUCUAUCUUUCAAUCAAAGGGACUCGAUGCAAAAUGUCGCACUUCAAAAUUCCCUUUUAUUAUUUCCACAAAACAAAAUGUGUUUACAUCUAUUUAAAUAUACGUUUUACAUAGUGAGCACUUUUUGUGAUUAUUUUCUGUCGGUUUUUUUGUUGUUGUUUGUUUUGUUUUUUUAAAGCAACAUAUCUGAACUUGAUAAUCCACACAUAUAUCAUAAAGGUGGUUCUGUGGGCUGUUCGUGAUUGACUGGUUGAAUGUCAGGAAGCCUCAUGCUAUAAAACAACUACAGGGUGUCCCAAAAGAGUUCAUACACAGGGGACUAUGAUUGCCAGUGCCACGUCAGUGGAUGUCGAAUUUGUUAAUAAGUGUGACAACAGUGUUGUGUGUGUGUGUGUGUGAUGUGCUCACCAUGUUUCCUAUUAAACUCCACCGCAACCUUGUAACAGCUUCCCGAUCCAGCCACGAGAAUGAUUUCAAUGCCUUCUUCUUUUUGUCAAAGGCGUUAUUAAAGGCUAUCUGAAAAAAAAAUAUAUAUAUAUAAUAAAAAAUUUUGGAAGACAUUUUGCUAAAAAGUGUUAAUUUACCCUGUGUAUGGAGACUUUUGGGACACCUACUUUAGGUUAUCUCACUAACCCUUAGACAGAUAGUCGCUGUUUCACCGCUCAUCAUUGGUCUUUGUGUUCGAUUUUUUUUUUCUUUUCUUUUUAGUUGUACACUUUGGUACAUCAUUUUAGUCGUUUUGGUGUGUAUUUGUUUGUUUCUUUGACAAACCAAAUGUGGUAGCUCUUGCAGGCAGAGCUAAAAAACGCAGCAGGGAAUUUGCAAUGUCAAAUUUUACGAAGGAAAAAGAUUUGGAUGUUGCGUAUAUUUGUCAAUAAAACAAAGCGAGGCUGGGAAA
Messenger RNA from Ictalurus punctatus (channel catfish), 4033 nucleotides. RefSeq names its product ATPase H+ transporting V0 subunit a1a (gene atp6v0a1a). Lineage: Eukaryota; Metazoa; Chordata; Actinopteri; Siluriformes; Ictaluridae. Gene Ontology annotation, biological process: proton transmembrane transport; vacuolar acidification. Gene Ontology annotation, molecular function: ATPase binding; proton-transporting ATPase activity, rotational mechanism. The record is from RefSeq and is a predicted model, not a curated record. Bases 155 to 2674 code for a protein of 839 amino acids. Gene Ontology annotation, cellular component: vacuolar proton-transporting V-type ATPase, V0 domain; plasma membrane; vacuolar proton-transporting V-type ATPase complex. The transcript has 22 exons.